Molecule: messenger RNA, 2121 nt
Organism: Apis florea (little honeybee)
Lineage: Eukaryota; Metazoa; Arthropoda; Insecta; Hymenoptera; Apidae
Product: dynein beta chain, ciliary-like
Biological process (GO): microtubule-based movement
Cellular component (GO): axonemal dynein complex
Molecular function (GO): dynein intermediate chain binding; dynein light intermediate chain binding
Source: RefSeq, a predicted model, not a curated record
UACCGACGUGGACAUAUCUAAACAACUUAAAGUAAAGAGUAAUAUAGAAGAAAUUGUGGUAAAAUGGGCGACUCAGAUUAACGAGAUUCUUAACGAAGAGUUUAAAUUUUCGAAAGAUGGAAAAUUCCUAUAUCCGAAUUGGAUUAUUGGAGUAUGAGAUUAAAGAAUAUGGAAUCCAUCUAUUUUCAACUGAAAGAUCCAAAAGUGAAACAGAUAGAUUUAGUUUUAGAGAAAACGCAAAGUCCUUACUCGCAAUAUUUCAAAAAUUUAGUGAACAACGUCACCGCGGCAUUAUUAGAAACUAGAGAUAUCAAUCUUUAUUUAAAGCCUCUGAGGAGUUAUUUCCAAGAUAUCGAAACGGUCGAAUUUAGAGAUAUAUUGUCAAAAGUAAAAAUAUUGUUGCAUUGCGUUUGCUUAAUGUGGGCUAAUUCGAGAUUCUAUACUCUCGAAAGAGUUAUUGCUCUGUUACGAGAAAUUUCAAAUUUGAUCAUUUCUCAGGCAAUAAAAUAUAUAAAUCCAUCAACUUUAUUCGAAGGAGACAUUGAUGAUAAUAAAGCGAAGAUUGCCGAAGUAUUACCAUAUCUUACUAAUUAUCAAGAACUAUUUCGAUCGUAUAAGGAACGGAUAGAUAUGUAUUUCAAAUCGGAGACUGUACCUUGGAAUUUUCACGAGAAAUUAGUCCUCGAAAGAAUUCACUUGUUUGAGAAGAGACUUAAAGAAAUCGAAUCGUUAUUUGACACAGUACAAGAUUAUUUCAAACUAGAGAGGAUAGAAAUUGCUGGUUUGAAAGGAAAAUCGUUGCUUACUAUGGUUGAAAAAAUUUACGAAGAAUUUCUUAAAUUGUAUCAACAUUUUGGAGAGUUGCCUUAUGAAGUUUUAACGCCCGAGGAAGAACAAUUUAGUGAAGAUUUGCAGAAAUUUUUCAAGGAAAUAGAACAAUAUGAUCGAAAAUUGGCGAGCAUUUUCGAUCAGGCAUUCGCCGAAUGUCACAAUUUAGAGGCGUAUUUUAAAUUUAUAUGGAUAAUGGGUACAAUUGCAAAUAGACCUUUAAUAAUGAGCCAACUCUGGCACAAUUAUGAAACGAUUACUGCCAGAAUAAAUGUACAUUUUGACAAAAUAAAGGUUUUAUUCGAUCAAAAUUUCAUAUUCCCUGAGGAAAAGAAGCAAACCGGGAUAAAUAUACAUUUGCCUCCGGUGGUUGCAUCACUGUGUUUAUUAGUGAAACUUCGUCACAGAACUCGUUAUCCGGUUGAUUGUAUCAGAUUUAUCGAUCAUCCUUUGAUUACCGAAAAAAUGGAGAGCGAACAUAGAAGUAAAUACGAGAAAUUAAUGAAUAUUAUCGAUGAGAAGGAAAGAGAAAUAUUCACCGCUUGGCAAGAACAAUUGCCAGAAAUUUGGGAAACGCAUUUGUUGAAAACUCUUUUAAAAGUUGGAGACGAUAGAUUAUUAGAAUCAAAUUUUGCCCAAGAAUUAAAAACUAUGUUGAGAGAAAUCCGUUAUAUGACAAUUAUAAAGAAACCUGAUAUUCCCGAAGAUGCCAUAGAAUUUUACAAUAGAUCACAAUUCUUUUUCGAUAGUACUUACAAGUUGAAUUUAAUAAUAAAUUGGUACAAUAGAAUACGAACUGAAAGCAUUCCGGUAGAAUUUCAAUUGGUAAAAGACGAAGUUACGAACGUUGAUAGUAUAAUCGAUGAUGGCCAAGAAAAAUAUAAUUGGAAUUCGGAAGGAGUUAUGGAGUACAUCGAUAAUUUGUUAAAAAUUAUUUGGAAAUUACACAGCAGAUUGUUCCGUGCCCAAAAUAAUUUAAAAAAUAUUAUGAAUAAUAUGUAUAGCUGGGCGAUGAUACCAGUUAUUUAUCGUAAAGAUACCAGGGAUGAGAAUUUGUUGUCUCUAAUCGAUAAAGAUGAUAGAUUCGCGGAAAGAUUUGCGGAAAUCGAAUCAACGGCUGAACAAUUGGAACAAAUAUUAAAGGAGAAUUAUAAAUUAUUUUUCGACUUGCUCCCGGAGCAAUUCUAUGAUAGAGAAGACUUGGAAUUGUUAGAGACUGUACAAGAGAAACAGGAAACAGAAUUGGAGAAAGCAAUAGCCGAAGAAGCUGUAGAACCUGAGAUUCCAAAGUAA